AAGUGCAAUCGGACAGGCCAGACACCACUGCCGCAGCCGCCGCGCGCGUUCUCCCCAAAACAAAUUGCCCAAAUCCAAGCAAGAUGGUGCAAAAUAAGAUCACCGAAGUCACCGGAUUCCAUCGCUCCUUUAAGGGGCAAAAUCCGUUUGCAACAGAUGACUUCACCAAAAACGGAUCUCAUCUUAUUGAUUCAUCAUUUGAUUUUGAUUCCUCCCCAAGGCAUGACAUACCUUCCAGCCAGCCUAUUGACAUCCCUGAUGCUAAGAAGAGAAACAAGAAGAAGAAGCGUUGCAGGGCAACAGACAGUUUCUCUGGGCGAUUUGAGGAUGUUUACAGACUCCAGGAUGAAGUCCUGGGGGAGGGUGCCUACGCAAAGGUGCAAACAUGCAUAAACCUUAUAACCAACAAAGAGUACGCUGUUAAGAUAAUUGAAAAAAGACCAGGCCACAGUCGCAGUCGUGUCUUUCGUGAGGUAGAAAUGCUCUACCAGUGCCAGGGCCACAGUAACAUCCUUGAACUGGUGGAGUUCUUUGAAGAAGAAGACAAAUUCUACCUAGUGUUUGAGAAGCUCAGGGGAGGGUCAAUUUUGGCACACAUUCACAAGAGGCAGCAUUUCAGUGAGCAGGAAGCCAGAGUUGUCGUCCAGGACAUUGCUAGAGCCCUGGACUUCCUGCAUAACAAAGGAAUGGCACACAGAGACCUCAAACCUGAAAACAUCCUCUGCGAAAGUGCAGACAAGAUUUCCCCAGUUAAGAUUUGUGACUUCGACCUGGGCAGUGGGAUCAAGCUUAACAGUGACAGCUCACCCAUCUCCACCCCUGAGCUCCUCACACCUUGUGGCUCGGCAGAGUACAUGGCACCUGAGGUGGUGGAGGCCUUCAGUGAGGAGGCCACUAUUUAUGACAAGCGCUGUGACCUCUGGAGCCUGGGAGUCAUCUUAUACAUCAUGCUGAGUGGUUACCCACCCUUCGUAGGCCAUUGUGGGGGUGACUGUGGCUGGGAAUUGGGGGAACCCUGCCACAGGUGCCAGAACACUUUGUUUGAAAGUAUUCAGGAAGGAAAGUACGAGUUUCCUGACAAAGACUGGGCUCAUAUCGCCUCAAGUGCCAAAGACCUUAUAUCCAAACUACUGGUUCGGGAUGCCAAAAAUCGCCUUAGCGCUAGCCAGGUGCUGCAGCACCCUUGGGUGCAGGAGGGUACAUCUGACACUUUGCCAACACCAGUUUUUCAUCAGAGAAGCAGCAACGCGAGGGAUCUGACAUUCUUUGCGGACAAGGCCAUGGCUGUGAACCGGCAGUUGGCAGAACAGGAUGGCAUUGAAGACCAGCAUCAUCUGGAGACCCCCUUUGUGGUCACUGCCGCUGGCUCUUCCAUGCGCCUCUCUCCUCCUUCUAACUCUCAUCUGGCAAGACGACGGCAACGCAGCAGCCAGCCCAAGGGCGGCCCCGUCUCUGCUGCUGAACUCCGUCAGCUCUUGGCCCCUCUUGUUAUUGUGGGGGACUGUGCCUGAAUUCCGUCAGUGUUGACCACAGACCUACUACGAAGAUCGAAGACCUGCUCCUCUCCUUGCCCGUCUUUGACUCUAGCUCGCCUUGGUCCCUCGCCAUUCAGGCUCUUUCUGCCUCGCUGUAAGGGGAGACCGCAGCUCUUCUAAAUGCCUUUUGAUCUUCUGGAGCACUUCUGAAGCACAUCAGCCCAGGACCUGCAAAUAAAAAUGCACGUCCAGGUUUUUUGGGGAGGGGUGGUUAAGAGAAAAGUAUUUUCUAAGUUAUGUCCCCCACACCCCCUCCCCUUCUCUCAACACUUGUUUUAAAGUAAGCAAACCAAAGGACAACCUCUCGUGCUGCUCACACGUUACAACUGGAUCCACUGUGAAUUAAGUUGUCUGGAAUGUUCUUUUUGCGUUAAAGUAUAUGCAUGAAUAGUCAGUCUGCACAUGCAUACGAGCUUAUGCAAUACGCCAAGAUGAAGGUGUACAUACAGUAUGAGGUUGGAAGAGCUGUAAGCCAAUGCAGUCUGUGCCUGGUGCAGUAAUUGUCUGGCUGGGGGAUUCUUAAAAGCAUUUUUUUCUUUGUUCUCCAUUCAAAGGAAGAUGUUUUGGAUCAAUUUGACUUGGUCGCCAUGCAAUUAAAGCUCCAAGAGCAGAGAGUGUCUGUCCACUGCCAGCUGUGAUGUAAUUUAGUGCACUGAUUUAAACAGUUUGGCCAAAUGAUCAGUUGCUAUACUGUUCAGUGUGACGAGUCAAAAAUCUAACCAUUUGGUUGCCCCCAAAAAUGACUCUUCAGCUUUGAACAAUGUCUAGUAUGUUGCUCAGAAUUUUUUUUCAUAUAUAUAAAAUGUAAAGAAUUUAUGGCAUCCCAUAGCCACACCCAGUACAUAUGGUUUUUCAUUUUUGUAUUUUGUAUUUUUUUUUUUAAAUAAGGAACUAUAUGUAUGCAUUAGCUCUAACCUUUAUUUUUGGCAUCCAAGGUUAGAAAUCCCUCUACUGGAGGGUGUGAAAAGCACAUUUUGGCCUAUGUGACCUCGUCAUUUAAUUGAAUACACUUAUUUGGACCAUGAUGCGUUGUCUUAUUUUCGAGACGCCCAUUUCUAAAUAUUAACAUUGAGUUUUUUUUUUCCCCACAGACAAAAAAACAAACAUUAAAAAAAAGGAAAAACAUUCCGCAAAAGCAACAAAAAAAUGUCUUCCACAAAUGUGUAGCUGUAUUAUGUUUACCUUUUUUUUUUUUUUCCAUGUUUAAAACUCCAUGUGAAUGUGCCACUUUCAUUUUUUGUAUGGCUUUUUUUUUUUUUUUCUCCAUUUUGUGAUUGUUAAGGAGGUGCUACUGAGUUCCGGUGACGCACCAGCUGGUUUCUUUCAGUUUGUUUAUGGUAUAUGUUUAAGUUGAGUAUGCGAGUUGGCAGAGGUUUUAGUUGAUCUGGAGCGUUCUUGCCCAGAUUUUUUUUUUUUUUUUUUUUUUUUAUAAAUGUUCAUGAGUUGCCCAUUAUUUUCUUCUGGAAUGAAGUAAGACUUCAUUCUGAGACUGUGAUAGGCAGUGGAAAAGCAACGAUGUCUGUUUCAUGAAAGAGGGUUCAAGUCGUGACCUGGUAUAUUGAAACGUGUCAUAACCUAGCAGCCAGGUGCUGACAAUCCACUGCCAGCACUGCGGUAAUGGUACGCCGGACAUGGUUGCUUUGUUGGGAAAGAAUCUACUCUGCUGAUAACAGGACACUGUAAUAGCUCUCAAAACCACCUACAAAUGCAUCAUCAUGAGAUUUUAUGUCUUAUAAUAAGACUUGAAUUUGUAUAUGCAGGUGUUUAUUCUCUUAUUUGGGGAAACUAUGCUAAAUCUCAAUGCAUUAAGAUGAUGAUUAAGGCAAUCUUCUUGGGGUUUUUAAAACUCCUACAGUUCAGUAUUUUCUUUUUUUUUUUGUCUCUUUCAAGCAUAAGUUUGAUACUUGCAAUCAUGUGCGCACACAAAGGCC
This is a messenger RNA of Syngnathoides biaculeatus (alligator pipefish), 3466 nucleotides long. RefSeq names its product MAPK interacting serine/threonine kinase 2b (gene mknk2b). Lineage: Eukaryota; Metazoa; Chordata; Actinopteri; Syngnathiformes; Syngnathidae. Gene Ontology annotation, biological process: peptidyl-serine phosphorylation; protein autophosphorylation; intracellular signal transduction. The coding region runs from base 84 to 1511 and encodes 475 amino acids. The transcript is spliced from 13 exons. Gene Ontology annotation, molecular function: ATP binding; calcium-dependent protein serine/threonine kinase activity; calmodulin binding. The record is from RefSeq and is a predicted model, not a curated record. Gene Ontology annotation, cellular component: nucleus; cytoplasm.